UUUUUUAAUUUCACAACUGUGUGCUUUCUUAAUUUGAUACAAAGGUGGUGGUGAUGACUAUUCACCUGCACCACCACUUUAAUUCCUCAUGUUUUCUCUAUUCAAGAUAUUUUUGCAUUUUCACCUACUUGGUCAUAUACCAUGUUUCAACUUUGAAGACUCUUCUCAAUCUUGAAAAGACAUAAGAAAAAACAUAGUCUUUUAUGUAAUGUUUAAGGACAUGGGCAUGAUCAUAGGAUUCAAAGUUUCGAUUUUUAUGUUGUUGUCUUUCUUCUCUUUCCUCUGUUUUUAUCCUCUGUUUUUGCAUGCAGCCAACUCCAUCAAACAGAACGAAUCUAUCAAAGAUGGUUCCACUUUAGUGUCAGAAGGUCUCAAAUUCGAAAUGGGUUUCUUCAGUUUUGACAACUCCUCUUCGAGAUACGUUGGAAUUUGGUAUCACAACAUUCCAACUUCAGCAUACGUUUGGGUUGCAAACAGAGAAAAACCCAUCAGAAAUAGAGAAGGUUCCAUCACAAUAAAAAAUGAUGGAAACUUGGUUGUUCUUGACGAUAACAACAGUGAGGUUUGGUCAAGUAAUAUAUCAAUUCAGACAAAAAAUUCUUCAGUUGUUCUUCGUAAUGAUGGAAACCUUGUUCUUUCAGAUGCAGAAGUUGGAAAAGAGAUUUGGCAAAGCUUUGAAGAACCAACUGAUACAUACCUUCCAGGUAUGAAAGUUCCAGCAAGUGGUGGAAAUGGAAUUGAGAAGAAUCAAAAUCCAACCUUUUGGUCAUGGAAAUCAACAAAAGAUCCUUCCUUUGGAAACUACACAAUGAGUGUUGAUUCUGAUGCAUCACCACAGAUUGUGGUAUUUGAAGGAGAAAAAAGAAGGUGGAGAAGUGGUUAUUGGGAUGGUAGAGUAUUCACAGGUGUACCAAAUAUGACAGGAAGUUAUCUUUUUGGUUUUAGACUCAACACAAAUGAUAAAGGUGGAAGGUAUUUUGUGUAUGAAGCAUUGAAUAAUAGUGAUAAGAUAAGGUUUCAGAUUGGUUGGGAUGGAUAUGAGAGACAAUUAAGGUGGAAUGAAGAUGAAAAAGAAUGGAAUGUGUUGCAAACUGAGCCUUCUAAAAAGUGUGAGUUUUAUAAUUCAUGUGGUGGUUUUGCAGUUUGUGAUGUUUCCCAUUCACAAGUGUGUAGGUGCAUACAAGGGUUUGAACCAACGGAUAUGAAUAGUUGGAAAAACGGAAAUUGGUCAAAAGGGUGUAAGAGAAUGACUCCAUUGAAGGCUGAGACAGGUAGUAAUAGUUCUGGUGAAGAUGGUUUUUUGGUGCAAAGGGAUUUGAAGUUACCUGAUUUUGCACAUUUGGUGAAUGCUGUUGAUACUAAUGAAUGUGAAAAUAAUUGUCUGAAGAAUAGUUCUUGUACUGCAUAUGCAAAUGCUAUUGGAAUUGGAUGCAUGAUUUGGUUUGGGGAGUUAGCUGAUGUUCAAAGUUUAGAAAAUUAUGGAAAUGCACUUAAUAUCCGUCUUGCUGAUUCUGAUUUAGGUGAUGGAAAGAAAAAGACCAAGAUUUGGAUAAUACUAGCUGUUGGGGUGGGACUGAUUUGCCUUGGAAUCUUUGCAUGGCUAAUAUGGAGGUUUAAGAGAAAAUUCAAAGUUUCCUCAACUACUUGUUCCAACACUAAUGGUGAUGAUCAACCAAUUUCUGAACCAAUAAGGAGUAAAGACUUAUCAGCAGAAUUUUCAGGAUCAGUUGAUCUAAGCUUGGUAGGGAAUCCGCUGAGUGGUGCAGAACUUUCAUUGUUCAGUUUUAGUAGCAUUGUAAUAGCAACAAACAAUUUCUCAGAAGAAAAUAAGCUUGGACAAGGUGGAUUUGGUCCUGUCUACAAGGGAAAGCUUCCAGAGGGAGAACAAAUUGCUGUCAAGAGGCUUUCAAAACAGUCUAGCCAAGGUUCAGAAGAGUUCAAGAAUGAAAUGAUGCUAAUAGCUAAAUUACAGCAUGUAAAUCUUGUUAGACUAUUAGGAUGUUCAAUUCAAGGGGAAGAAAAGUUACUGGUAUAUGAAUACAUGCCAAACAAAAGUUUGGACUUCUUUUUAUUUGAUCCAGUGAAGCAAACAAAACUCGAUUGGACGAGACGUUUUGAAAUUAUCGAGGGCAUAGCAAGAGGACUACUUUAUCUUCACCGAGAUUCACGACUUAGAAUCAUCCAUAGAGAUCUAAAAGCAAGCAACAUUUUGUUGGAUGAAAAUAUGAAUCCAAAAAUUUCAGACUUUGGUUUGGCAAGGAUAUUUGGGGGAAACCAAAAUGAAGCCAAUACAGCUAGAGUAGUUGGUACAUAUGGAUAUAUGUCUCCAGAAUAUGCAAUGGAAGGUCUAUUUUCGAUCAAAUCAGAUGUCUAUAGUUUUGGCGUACUACUACUAGAGAUUGUGAGUGGCCGCAAAAACACCAGCUUUCGUCAUUCAUAUGAUCCAAGUCUCAUAGGAUAUGCAUGGCGUCUAUGGAGUGAAGAGAGAGUAAUGGAGCUUGUUGAUCCUUUAAUCCGUGAUUCAAGUCCAAAGAGUAAAGCUAUGAGAUGCAUACACAUUGGAAUGUUAUGUGUGCAAGAUUCAGCAACACAUAGACCAAACAUGUCGUCAGUGUUGUUAAUGCUAGAAAGUGAGUCAACAACUCUUCCUUUGCCAAGUCAACCUUUGGUUACUUCCAUGAGAAGAUAUACAGAUACAGAAGAAUUUCAUACCCAACAAGAUUCUUCGUAUGAUAUCACAGUGAGUGACAGUGUAGUCACAGGGAGAUAGAAAAACAACUAGUGCCAUAUCAUACCAUUAUGUACAAGUUCAUUUCUGCUCUACGAGUCCCUUCGUGAUAUCAAAAUUAAUCUCACAAUACGUUUUUUUGUGUAGAAUAAUACGUUUGAUUGUUAACAUAGGACCUACCUUUAUUUAAUUGUUAACAAUUGUAUAUAUGUUUUCAACAAAGAUAUGAUAUUAGAUUUAAUAACAUGAGAAAUUUCUUACUGCAAAAA
Molecule: messenger RNA, 2997 nt
Organism: Cicer arietinum (chickpea)
Lineage: Eukaryota; Viridiplantae; Streptophyta; Magnoliopsida; Fabales; Fabaceae
Product: G-type lectin S-receptor-like serine/threonine-protein kinase B120
Biological process (GO): protein phosphorylation; recognition of pollen
Cellular component (GO): plasma membrane
Molecular function (GO): protein serine/threonine kinase activity; ATP binding
Source: RefSeq, a predicted model, not a curated record